Juglans regia (Persian walnut) is the source of this 2454-nucleotide messenger RNA. Its product is annotated as disease resistance protein RUN1-like. Gene Ontology annotation, molecular function: ADP binding. Gene Ontology annotation, biological process: signal transduction; defense response. NCBI's taxonomy places the organism in Eukaryota, Viridiplantae, Streptophyta, Magnoliopsida, Fagales, Juglandaceae. The coding region runs from base 136 to 2454 and encodes 772 amino acids. The transcript is spliced from 5 exons. The record is from RefSeq and is a predicted model, not a curated record.
UUUAGAUGCAACACGCGCGGAAUUUGCCAAGAAGUUCCUCCUUCAUGCAACGCUGUAUCCACUUCUUUAAACUUAUACAAGGAGCUCCAUCAUCAUCCACAAUCCAUCUACAAUUAGUUAUACUUUACAUUCAAAAUGACUUCUUCCAUUGCACCAUCGGGAGUCCUCUCCUCUCCUUCCUCCUCCAAUUCCUCUUCUAUAACCUCUCAAUGGAGUUACGAUGUAUUCUUGAGCUUUCGAGGUGAAGAUACCCGCAAUAAUUUUAUUGUUCAUCUCUAUAAAGAUUUGCAUCAAAAUGGAAUCAACACUUAUAUGGAUAACGAGGAGUUGAGAAGAGGUGAAAAAAUUUCACUUGCACUUCAGAAGGCCAUUGAAGAGUCAAACAUUUCAAUCAUUGUAUUUUCUGAAAACUAUGCAUCAUCUACGUGGUGUUUGGAUGAGCUAAUGAAGAUCCUAGAGUGUAAAGGAUCAAAGCAACAUAAAGUUUUACCAGUAUUUUACAAAGUUGAGCCAUCGACAGUACGACACCAAAAAAGUAGUUUUAAAGAAGCGUUGGCUAGACAUGAAGAAAAAUUCAAGGAUGAUGCUAAAGUUCAGAGGUGGAAGACUGCCUUAAAACAAGCUGCUGAUCUAUCUGGUUUGCAUUUAAAGAUCAACGAGAACGAAUCUGAAUUUAUUCAGAAGAUUGUUCAAGAGGUCUCAAGAGUAGUACUAAAUCGUACAUAUUUGCAUGUUGCUGAGUAUCCAGUGGGAAUAAACUCUCGUGUAGAAGAUAUUAAUAUGCUAUUAUGUAUUAAGGAGAACGACAAACGCAUGAUAGGGAUUUUCGGUAUUGGUGGAAUUGGUAAAACAACUAUUGUAAAAGAGAUGUAUAACCGCAUUACUGAUCAGUUUGAAGGCAGCUGUUUUCUUGCAAAUGUUAGAGAAUCUUCAAAACAAGAUCAAGGUGGUCUCGUGAAGUUGCAACAGACAAUUCUUUAUGAAAUUCUUAAAGAUUCAAGUUUGAAAGUUGGUAAUGUUGAUCGAGGAAUCAAUUUGAUAAAGAAGAAAUUUUGCUGUAAAAAAAUUCUUCUGAUUCUUGAUGAUGUUGAUCAUUUGGACCAAUUAGAAAAAUUGUGUGGAAGAUGCGAUUGGUUUGGUUCUGGGAGUCGAAUCAUCAUAACAACAAGGGAUGUGGGUUUACUAACUAAGCAUCAUGUUCAUUUCAAAUAUCGUAUGAAGGAAAUGGAUCACCAUGAAGCUCUUCAGCUAUUUAGCCAGCAUGCUUUUAAAAGUCACAAACCUGAUGAAGCUUUUGCAAAUGUCAUAAAACUUGCAUUCAAGUAUGCUGGCAGCCUUCCACUUGCUUUAAAAGUGAUAGGCUCAAAUCUAUAUGGAGAAGAUAUACAUUAUUGGAAAAGCGAAUUGGAAAAGUACAAAAGAAUUCCAGAAGAAAAUAUUCACGAAAAACUCAAAAUAAGUUACGAUGGAUUAGAUUAUCAUACAAAAAAGAUUUUCCUUGAUAUUGCAUGUUUCUUCAAAGGAGACGAGAGAGAAUAUGUCACUAAAAUACUCGACAGUUGUGGUUUCUUUGCCUAUGCCGGUAUCAAAAAGCUCAAUGAUAAAUGUCUCAUAACGAUUGAUCAACAUAAUGAUGACCAAUACUUGUGGAUGCAUGACUUACUAGAAGAUAUGGGUAAAGAAAUUGUUCGACAAGAAUCACCGGAAGAACCUGGCAAGCGCAGUAGAUUAUACUUUCAUGAAGACAUUCGUGAAAUAUUUGAAAAGAAUAAGGGAACAGAGAAAAUUGAAGGCAUAUUGAUAGAUCUGCCUCAGGAGGACUGCAAGACACAAUUCAGUACUAAGGCAUUUGCAACAUUGAAAAACCUCAGAAUAUUUAUAAAUUGUAAUGCAAGUUUUCGUGGCAGAUUGAAGUAUCUCUCUAAUCAGUUAAGAGUUCUCGUUUGGCCUCUAUGCCCUUUGGAGUUUUUGCCAUCUUAUUUUCAUGGAGAGAAACUUAUUGUUUUAAAUAUUAGAAGAAGCAAUAUCAGAGAUCUAGGCACGGGAUUGCAAUCUAAGGACUUAACAAGUAUAGAUCUCAGUGGAUCUAAAUACUUGACAAAAAUAUCGGAUCUUUCAAGUUGCUCAAAUCUAAAGAAGUUGAUUCUUGAUGAAUGUAAAAAUUUAGUUGAGGUUCAUGAUUCUGUUGGAUUUUUGGAUAAGCUUGUUGAAUUGAAAUUUGAACAAUGUUCGAGCCUAAAGAAUUUGCCAAGAAGCUUCAACUUGAGAUCUCUAAAAUUACUUAAACUUGGAGGUUGUAGAAGCCUUGAAAACUUUCCAGAAAUUGAGUGUGAAAUGGAACAUUUGAAAUAUGUCAUAUUAGAAAGCACCGUAAUACAGGAGCUACCUUUAUCCAUUACAUAUUUCGCUGGGCUUGAGGAGUUAUUAAUAUUUUGGAAAAGAGGUGGGGCAUAA